Molecule: messenger RNA, 846 nt
Organism: Phodopus roborovskii (desert hamster)
Lineage: Eukaryota; Metazoa; Chordata; Mammalia; Rodentia; Cricetidae
Gene: Kcnmb3
Product: potassium calcium-activated channel subfamily M regulatory beta subunit 3
Exons: 4
Coding region: 1-846 (281 amino acids)
Biological process (GO): detection of calcium ion; potassium ion transport
Cellular component (GO): membrane; voltage-gated potassium channel complex
Molecular function (GO): potassium channel regulator activity; calcium-activated potassium channel activity
Source: RefSeq, a predicted model, not a curated record
AUGCAGCCCUUCAGCAUUCCCGUCCAAAUCACACUGCAGGGUGGCAGGAGGCGGCAGGGCAGGACAGCACUUCCAGCCUCAGGCAAAAGCAAUGGAGACCUACCAAAGGUGCACCCAAAGCUUCCAUCAAGUGCUGGAGAGGACCGUGCCAUGCUGCUGGGUAUUGCCAUGAUGGCCUCCUCCGUGCUGAUGCUCUUCCUGUUGGGGACCACUGUGUUGAAGCCCUUCAUGCUCAGCUCUAACAGAGAAGAGUCCAACUGCACCACCAUCCACACACACAUUGCAGAUGAUUGGCUGGAUUUUGCUUUCACCUGUGAGGGCAGCUUCCAGGAUCACAGCAGGUAUCCCUGUCUGCAGGUGUUUGUAAACCUCACUCACUCAGGCCAGAAAGUUCUUCUCCACUAUGAUGAUGAGGCGGUCAGAACCAACCCCAAGUGCUUUUACACACCCAAGUGUCACCGAGACAGGGAUGAUCUGCUCAACAGUGUCUGGGACAUCAAGGAAUUCUUCGAUCACAGAAAUGGAACUUUCACUUGCUUCUACAGUCCUGAUGGACAGCUGGGAGUUGUCCUGAGAAAGUCUGGCCCCAAGGUUGUCUUUCAUUGCUUGUUUUGGCCUUUACUGACUUUGCUGGGUGGGGCCCUGAUUGUUGGCUUGGUGAGGCUGACCCAGCACCUGUCUCUUUGGUGUGAACAAUACUGCAUGGUGAUGAGAGUCCAGGCAGGAGGCAGAGCACAGUCGGUGGGCAGCCACAAGUCUUCACUGUGCAGUGUGGCAAAGAGCCAGGGAAGGGACAGAAAGCUGAAGAGGCAAGCUCAGCUCUCCCAUCCCAGAUGCUCCCACUGA